Megalopta genalis is the source of this 4610-nucleotide messenger RNA. The record is from RefSeq and is a predicted model, not a curated record. Lineage: Eukaryota; Metazoa; Arthropoda; Insecta; Hymenoptera; Halictidae.
UUCCUUGCGUUUAUACUUUAUUUACGGAUACAUGUGGAAACUAUCAAGUUAAGAACAAUGGCUAGUAAUUAGAGGAAUUCCCGCUAGAGUUUAUUCAAAUUUCUGGCUUUCAUAAUUGUAUGUGCCGCCGGUUUGAAGAGUCAAAACAAACUUGUGUAAAUUCGUUCAGCAGAAAUUACAUUUUGAGGGAAGCCAACAACACAGCAGCGAUAUGAGUCGAAGAAAAAGGGCGAAGGUGGAAUAUAGAGAAAUGGAAGAGAAGUAUAAUCAGUUGGAAGAUGAAAAUGCAUCUGACACAUCGGAGAAAUCUAAAACUGGUCUUGUGACACCAGAGAAAAAACCUGUGCCCGAAGUUAAGAAAGAAUCUGAGAUUCCCAUACCACAAGCUGCCCCUACAUCAUCGGCAGCAAAGUUAGAAGUUAAAGAGGAAGAUGAGCAAGACAGUGAUCACGAAGAUCCACAUGUGAAAGAAUUAUUAAAUGGAUUAGAAGGAGCAGCAUUUCAGAGUCGUCUUCCUUUCGAUAAAUUAACUUCUACAGAGGCUGCUUGUUUCCCAGAUGUUUCAGGUGGACCACCACAAACACAGAAAGUAUUUCUGCAUAUUAGGAAUAGGCUUUUACAGUUAUGGUUGGAAAAUGCAAAACAGCAAUUAAUCGUUGAAAAUGCAUUACCUGCAAUAGAACCGCCAUAUAACAGUGAUACAGUGUUGGCACGAAGAAUUCAUGCAUUUUUGGAAAGACAUGGUUUCAUAAAUUUCGGUGUAUUCAAACGAUUAAAACCAUUACCUACGAAGAAGGUAGGUAAAGUAAUAGUGAUAGGAGCCGGUAUCGCCGGUUUAGCCGCAGCUCAGCAGAUGCAGCAAUUCGGUUUAGAAGUAAUAGUACUGGAGGCUAGGGAUCGAGUUGGUGGUCGCAUCGCAACGUUCCGUAAAUCUUCAUACAUAGCAGAUCUAGGUGCCAUGGUGGUCACAGGAUUAGGUGGGAAUCCUGUAACGACCCUCAGCAAACAAAUUAACAUGGAGCUUCAUAAAAUUCGCCAAAAGUGUCCUUUAUACGAAAGCGACGGACAAACGGUUCCGAAAGACAAAGAUGAAAUGGUAGAGAGAGAAUUUAAUAGACUACUGGAGGCGACGUCAUACCUUUCGCACCAAUUAGAUUUUAAUUAUGUGGGUAGCACCGGUGCCACAGGUCAGAGCGGUAACACGCGGCCAGUCUCGUUAGGUCAAGCAUUAGAGUGGGUGAUACGUUUACAAGAACAGGGUGUUAAACAACGUCAAGUGGCCCACUUGCGUUCAGUGUUGUCGCUCCAGGGGCGGCUCAUCACCAAUCAACACAGAAUGAUAGCAAUCAUGGACCGUUUAGUGGAGCUAAAUAAACAGUACAAAGAGAUGACCGAAAGCAAACUUCAGACGCGCGAUAUCACGCAGGAGUUUGUGUUACGUUCGAAGUUGCGCGACCUUCACAACGCAUGCAAGGAGUGGGAUCAGCUGGCCGAGCAGCAGAAGGAGAUCGAGGCCAAGCUGCAGGAAUUGGAAGCUUCCCCUCCCAGCGACGUAUACCUAUCCUCCAAGGAUCGUCAGAUUCUUGACUGGCACUUCGCUAAUCUGGAAUUCGCUAAUGCGACAUCGCUUUCGAACCUUAGCCUGAAGCACUGGGACCAGGACGACGACUUCGAGUUCACCGGCAGUCAUCUAACAGUUCGCAACGGCUACUCCUGCGUACCUGUUGCUCUCUCGGAAGGCCUCGACAUUCGAUUGAACACAGCUGCCAGGGCGGUCCGGUACGGGGUAAAUGGCGUGGAAGUGUGGGCCGCACCCUCUCGCAGCCCCCACACAAAUCACACGGUGUACAAGGCGGACGCGGUGUUGGUCACGCUGCCCCUCGGCGUGCUGAAGGCUUCCGCCCCGCCGUCCGCGGUCGCCUUCAACCCGCCGCUUCCGGACUGGAAGUCUCAGGCUAUUCAGAGGCUCGGCUUCGGCAAUUUAAAUAAGGUGGUGCUCUGCUUCGAGCGGAUCUUCUGGGACCCGACCGCCAAUUUGUUCGGCCACGUGGGCAGCACGACCGCGUCGCGGGGCGAGCUUUUCCUCUUCUGGAACUUGUACAAGGCGCCGGUGUUGUUGGCCCUGGUAGCCGGCGAAGCAGCCUGCGUGAUGGAGAACGUCAGCGACGAUGUGAUCGUCGGACGUUGUAUCGCCGUUCUGAAAGGUAUUUUCGGCAACCAAGUGGUGCCACAGCCUCGCGAGAGCGUGGUGACGAGAUGGAGGGCGGACCCGUGGGCAAGAGGAUCGUACAGUUUCGUCGCGGUCGGCAGCUCCGGCAGCGAUUACGAUCUCUUGGCAGCUCCGGUCGCACCGCCGCCCACCCCUGGCGCCCCACCCCCGCAGCCGAGAGUCUUUUUCGCAGGGGAGCACACGAUUCGAAAUUACCCAGCCACGGUUCACGGAGCCUUUCUGAGCGGCCUGCGCGAGGGUGGACGCAUCGCGGAUCAACUUUGCGGCAGUCCUUAUGCACCUCCGACGAUGCCUGCAGCUGGCCCGCCGCCGCCGGGCAUUCCAUCGGCGACCACCGCCGCCAGCUCGACGCCUUAAUCGCCUCGUCGUGAACAUCAUUUUGGAUGAGACCGUGUCAUCUUCGUUCGAACGAUAGACGCGAGAGACAACGCCCGAAAAUCCAAACCCUCCAUGAAGACGUUCGUAUCCGACGAACCGGGACGCUGUUUACCGCGUUACCAAUUUUAACUAACGACGUUCAUUUUAACCGACUCAUUACGAAUGAUCGGGCGCGAUCUUUAGAUAGGGAAACGUGACGGUGUGAUCGGCACCCGAUCCGUUCGGCGCGGGUUUCAUCCCUUCUGCGGUCCUUGGUCGACUCUGAACAAAUUUUGGAAACGGUGGCUGUGACAUGUAGAUUUUAUACAUUUACGACGAACAUGCUAAAAAGAACAGUAAGGAUAUUUGAGAGCCUCGAAUAUAUAUUAAGUCAUAAAUUAGUUCCCACAAAUUUCAGGUCCUUCUAAUGUAUUGACAAGCAAAUAUUUCCUAUCGAAGUAUUUAACCAGCAAGAAAUAACCUAGUCUCAUUUGAAACUAUAAACGGUGACCUCGCGUUUCUAUCGUUUUGUUUUUAAAUUUUAACAGUUGCAAUUUCCUGUCGGUCAAAUACUAAUGAACUUCGACAGAAAACAUUUUUUCUCAGUCCAUCGGAAGCUGCUGAAAAAUCGUGGAGACCAAUUUGUGGCUCGCCCUGUAUAUGUAUACCAUGUAAUGUACAUAUACUACACAAUAUCGUAUAUUUGGAUAAAGAUUCACGACGAGAUUAAAAUCUAACGACGAGCAUUCGAAUCGAUGUUAAAUUUUACUCGUGUCCUCAUGCCAUAGAAUAUAGUCGAACAAAACCAGUCGGGCUUUUAACGACGUUGAAAACAAAUUUGCUAACUCAAUCUUCGGCUACAGUUUCUUCAUGUUCUCGAGAAACUGGUAGCUGAAACUGUUCUUGAGAGAACGAUUCGGAGAUUUUAAGAUUUUACAAGAACCGUCUAGCGACAGAUGAGAACAUCGCUUCUAGUUGAAAAUGUCGAUCAAUUUUGGAUGACCAUGUCCCCAAACUCUAGACGUUAAACCUGGAAAGAACCUAAACGGAACGAUCAUCGAUUCACAAGCCUCAGUUUCGAAGAGAGUAGUCGAGAACCGCAGCAGGCCCGUACAAAUAAGUUUCAUUAGCGUAGAUUCGUGCCUUGCUUCAUUCCACAUAGCCUACGUUCGCAGCCCUUUAGUUUGUACAUUACCCUGGAACGGUAUCACUCGUCCCAGCUUGCGUUCCGUUUCCGGGAUCCCCUUUUUUACUCGCUUCACGCUAUACGCAUGCUUCACGAACGUCCCCGCCCGGACAUCCCGGCCUAGGUACUAUGCUUCCGUCGCUUGUCACGCGAUCUCCGAAUCAUCACCGGCGUCGAGGACGUCCGGUCCAUUCCGGCGGACCAGACGGUCCCGUGUCCCGGCGCCGUGAAAAGCCGUCAUUAGCCAGAAUGUUUGCGAAUCGGACGAACGCCACGUACAAAGAACCGGGCUGCAUGGUUUCGUGCGUCGCGACGCCUGGCGACGAUAAUGGGACAAAGGGAAGAAGAACCGCCAGAAGACACUUUCGCUGAACGAUAAUUGCGCUUUCGAUCGCGGUCAUUCGAGGUGAGGCCGAUCGAUUCAGAGUGUAUAACACGAUCUCCGCGCCACUGACGCUGCGUUCUCUCCGAGCACUCGGUCGCGAUGAAGUCCGCGUCGAACGCACGGCCGUCGUCGGAUACCGUUGACCUUAGGUCCAGGAUCUAAUCCAGGUUCUCCGGAGCUUGAUCUCCUAAUUUCUCAGUAAGUCGUAUGAAAGAUUCGAAAAAGCGAGGAAGACGAAUGCGAAGAAUGCGACGUUCGAAAGAACGAACGGCUCCGAGAAGCCUGCGGUAACCCGAGGUUAGACAGAUCCUCGACGGAUCCAAAGUGACUCUCCGCCACUCGUUGGCCGACGUAGCGUCUCUAGAUGUAAGAGCCUCGCGGGCGGUCGAGAUUGUGAGACCGAGCGCACGUGACAAUGUAUAAUAAAAGACAAAGAGAAGUUUCUAUGGAAA